Cotesia glomerata is the source of this 1323-nucleotide messenger RNA. RefSeq lists its product as uncharacterized. The transcript is spliced from 4 exons. The record is from RefSeq and is a predicted model, not a curated record. Bases 1 to 1323 code for a protein of 440 amino acids. Lineage: Eukaryota; Metazoa; Arthropoda; Insecta; Hymenoptera; Braconidae.
AUGGAAGUGGUAAAUGGAGCACCCUGGGUACCACGUCAUCAUAAUCGUAUUUGCAGCAUGCAUUUUGUUCGAGAUAGAAAAUCGGAUCACCCUGAAAGCCCGAGUUACAACCCAACAAUUUUUAAAAACUCAACUAAAAUAAAAACUGAUGCCAAAACUGCUGUUGAUAGGUUUCAAAGAAGGUUAAAACGAACUCUCACUAAAGAAAGUAAUUUUCAAAGCUUCGAAGAACCUAAAAAGAAGAAAAUGUGUUCUAUGAGUAGUUUUCCAGUCAAUGAAACAAUUGAAAACGUUGAAAAUGCUGAAAAUAUUGAUUCGAUCGAUGCUGGAACUCAAGUUGACUUUCUAAGUGAUGAUAACAAUGACGAUGGUCAAGAUAUCAGCAGAAAAGAUGGCGAAUCAUACCUGUGUAAAUAUUAUUCAACUGAUUUUUGCGAUGUCGAAAUUCAAGUGUAUCGCCCAAAAAUCAACAAGCCUAAGCAGAAAAAAGUUGUGAUCCCGGAAGCAGUCAUUCAAGUAAAUGCUAGCAAUAACAUUGACACAAACACAAAUAAUCACACAUCGAACAGAUCUGGAUUUUAUGGAUAUUCUUCAAUAAAAGAGGCCUCAGAGCUUAAUGACCUUGGAGGCGUUAAACUUGAAACCUUUCAACUUUUGUUAAAAAUUAUGAAGAGAAAAAAAGUUGAUGACAGGACAAAAAUAUCGUUAGAAGAUCAGUUGUUUAUUUUUCUAAUGAAAAUGAGAUGUGGACUCACGUUUACUUCUAUGGCUGUUUUAUUUAAUCUUCAUAGAACAACAAUAUCAAAGGUGUUUUAUGAUACUUUAAUGUACUUAGCUGGUGCAUGUAAGGAGUUUUUAAUUUGGCCAUCAAAAGAAACAAUACAGGCAAGAUUUAGAAUCAAAAUUCUUGUUUGCUGUACACCAUCAGGAUACAUUUCAUAUGUAUCACGCAGUUAUGGUGGUAGAGCAACAGAUUGUCAAAUAACGAGUAUGUGUGGAUUCCUAGAUCUACUUGAAACUGGAGAUCAAGUGCUUGCAGACAAAGGGUUUCCUCAAGUUAAAACACAACUAGAUGAAAGCGGAAGAGGAGUUCUAAUUAUAAUGCCACCGUUUUUGCAUGACACGUUUUCUGAAGAACAGGUAGAAGAAACUUAUAAAGUCGCAAGUGUUAGAAUUCAUAUCGAGAGAGUGAUACAAAGAAUCCGUACUUACAAAAUAGUUGAUAAGUUUACUAUCGAGAUGUUGCCUUAUUGUGAUGCAAUUAUAUUCAUGUGCUGUGUUUUAGUAAAUCUACAAUCACCAAUACUUAAAGAUGUUAAAUAA